This is a messenger RNA of Clarias gariepinus (North African catfish), 1610 nucleotides long. RefSeq names its product probable G-protein coupled receptor 141 (gene gpr141). Gene Ontology annotation, molecular function: oxysterol binding; G protein-coupled receptor activity. Bases 328 to 1305 code for a protein of 325 amino acids. Gene Ontology annotation, biological process: G protein-coupled receptor signaling pathway. The record is from RefSeq and is a predicted model, not a curated record. The transcript has 2 exons. Gene Ontology annotation, cellular component: membrane. Lineage: Eukaryota; Metazoa; Chordata; Actinopteri; Siluriformes; Clariidae.
UCUGUUCGGGAGAGACAAUUUAAAAGCUCAAACUGAUACUUUUAUUCGUCUUCUGCUUUAAUAAAGACCUAACUUUGACCUUUGUAAGAUUAUGUUUUAACACACAGUAAUUAAAAUAGAAAGGAGCUGAGUGAAACCUAGCGUACUUUGGUUGAGGAAACUGCUCGGAGGUGUUACAUGUGCAGUUAGUGUGAAUGACAACUGAAUGUUGCAAGGCCCUCCUACCUCUUUCUUUUCUUCUUUUUUUUUCUGUCUUAUACACCACACACAUACACACAUGCCCUGAGUUCGGCUUAUAGAGACAGAGCAGGUCAUAUCGAAGCGAAGAUGAGGAGAUUGAGACACCAGCCCUUUGCUCUACUUCCUCUGGUGUUGGCUUUCCACUCCAGCUUCUGCUCAAAUGCAACCACGAGUCAAAAUUUUGAAUCAAAGAAUGACACCAACGGAAAUGCUACCUGCAAGAAAGACCCUAAAGAUUUGUCCUACAGAAUCGCAUUGAUCAUCAUCUAUACUCUUGUGCUGCUGGUUGGAACUAUUGGUGUGUCCCUAAUGAUCAAUGUGCUAAAAUCAAAUCUGCGCUCUUGGACCACCAUCACCUUUUUCAACUUGAUUUUGGUCCACGUUAUCUUCAUGGUCACCAUUCCUUUCCGCAUCUACUACUACAUAACGGACUGCUGGAACCUGUCUCCGACAUUCUGUAAAGUAGUCAGCAGCAUGAUCCACCUUCACAUGCAUGUGGUCUUCGUCAUCUACGUCAUCAUCCUCACCAUGCAUUUCUUGCAUUACUUUAAAAAAGUGGGACAAAUGGAGUUCUACCGGAGUCUCCAUGCCAUGGGGUUUAGCAUCGGCAUUUGGACCCUUGUGAUAAUCGUCGGCCCCGUGGUCUUAGCUCAUUAUGGAACAAAUACGACUGGCGGUGACUACAAAUGCUUCCACUUUGGUAAAGAGCUCAAUAAUACAGCGGUGUUAGGGUGUAACAUUUUUUUGUCGGUUGGUACAAUAAUUUUGUCGUGCAUCGUGAGCUUUAUGCUUGCAGUCAUUCUUUACUCGAUGAUCAAAAAGUAUGGUGCAUCUUCAUGGGCUCAGCAGGAGUUCUGGGCUCAGAUGAAGAACGUCAGCCUGGUGCUUAUCAUCCUCUUCUGCCUGGCGCCGUAUCACCUGUAUCGGCUGUACUAUCUAAAAAUGUACACUUCUGAAGAAAAAGAGAUGGAGAACGAAGUGUUUCUCGCCAUCACGUCCCUUACCUGCUUCGACAUGAUGUUCGUUUUCGCAGGAAAGGGGAUAUGCCACAGGUGUGGGGGUUGACUCCAGAAAACGCCUCUCUGUGGUGGAACCUUCUGUCGAACAGUUGCAGGAAAGGAGCUGGAGAACUACAGUCAUGCUUUGCUGCCGAGUUCAAUCUGAGCCAUGCAGAUCUAAAGGGUUUACAACUGACUCCCACCUUAUGUUAGAAUCUCUGCUGAUGGAUGCUUUGAGAUUUUGAUUGUCUGAACCUUAGAUAUUUCAGAAACAAUAAAAGGCACUUAGCUUGCAUAAGGUGAACUUAUGAACUGCUUUUUUUCUUGGAAAGGGCCUUAAAAGGUUUAAUUUUAUUGAAUAUUUAUCAGUAU